CACUUGGUGUCAACAAGCUGAGCAGAAAAGAGGCGACAGAAGCGGUCUCCCCCUCUCUGCCUACAGUAUGAAGCUGCUUUUACUUCUACAACUGGGCUGUCUGUGUCACGCUUUGAAAAAGCCAUCCACUCAAACAGACUCAAACUGGUCUCCAUGUGACAGCAGAUGGAAAUAAUACAAGCGGAAGAGUACAAGAGCAAUUCAGCAGUAAGCCGCAUUAUUUCUGCCCUGUAAAUGUAUUGUUCAGGAUGAUAAUCUUUACCUCUCACACAAACAAACACAGUAGUUAAAUAACCGUUUGUACUACAACCUUUCUGUUCAGAACUGGAAUAAACACGUAAUGCGGAGACGGCAUGAAUAUUCUAGCUCUUUUUAUCACAGGAUGUGGGGUGGCCCCCUUCUCAAACGCAUGAUCUUGGUGAAUUUUGCAGGUGCAAAUUGUGAAAUAGCAAAGCAGCGUCUCUCCUACGCAGGCACUGGUAGUUUCUGUGUGGCUUUAUGAUCAACUGCACGACCUCAGCUGCGCCUUGUUGUGCCAGAAACAUCUCAUUCCCACGCGGGUUACGUUCACCAGCGAGCACUCACGUCUCACGCGUUGUAGUUUGAGUUAUCUGAUGACAUGUGUUUUGUGUCAUAUUAAAAUGUAUACAUUUAAAACAAUAAGGAUUAAAGAUGGGGAAAAAAUUGAAUGAAAUCCGUCUAUAUUUACUAAUUUAUUCAUCACAUAUUUUAUUUUUUGAUUCAAGCUAUUUUGACAAAAAAAGGUUUAAAAUGACCUCUCAUCUUAUGAGGAGGGAGCCUGAAAGACGUAUGAAAUAAAUACCCUUAUUUUGCAGCAUGUUUUUUGACGCCAAUCACAUUUAAAAAGAUCUGACUCAGAAAUGGAUGGUAAAAACACGAGGUUCAGUCAUUCAUUAUAAACGUAUGGCCGAAAAGUACUUAGGAAUCGGCAAUCAAAAUAUAAACAAUAUUGUAUUUUCAAAGUGUGAAUAAUUAGUAGUAGAUUUAUAUGAUUUAUUACUGUCAGUAAACAUCAAUUGUACAAAUCUGGCUUUUUAUUUAUAAGCAACACGAGACACAUUUGACAUGUUGAAAUAAACCCACUGUUUGCUGUUUUGGCAAAUACGGUAACUGAGCUUUUAAAGAAACACAACUACAUAUAUGUGCCGCAUUAUUAAAGAUUUACUUCUGUAGAAGAAAGUCAGAAGAGAAAAAGCUGAACGUAUUAAAGAACUGACCAGAAUAAGAGCAUUAUACUUGCUACCUUUGAGUUCUACUGUAAUAAUCAGCACAUACGUGUGUGUAUGUUAUUCUGCGUGUCCUCAGGUGUCCCUUACAUCCACAAACUCGCUGGUAAAUGCAGCUUCUCGCUGAGGAUGCCUGGAAACAGUGAUGUGGCUGCAUUGCCAGCGGACUCUACAGAUGUGCUCCUAGAACAGAUGUGUCGGGAUCUGGAUUGCGGCAGCAUCUAUGCAGUGAACGGAACCAACUCUCCUCCCAAUGCCACCUGCUUUCACGGCUGUUUGUACCGAGACGGUCGUUUGCACAACUGCUCAGAGAGUGUCGGAGGCAACUGCACUGGGGUCGCUGAAGUAAUCUGUGGCCACCAGGCGGUCCGGCUGGCGGCGGGGGCGGACCGCUGCGCCGGCCGGGUGGAGCUGUGGGCCGACGGGCGCUGGGGCACCGUGUGCGACGAUCAGUGGGACCUGCGGGACGCCCACGUCGUGUGCGGCCAGCUCGGCUGCGGUUACGCCCUCAGUGUGGCGGGCCAGGGAGGCCCCUUCCCGCCGGGCAGAGGACCGAUCCACCUGGACGAGCUGAACUGCACCGGCCGCGAGGAGAACCUGUGGAGCUGCCCGGCCGCGCAGGGCGAGCAAGACUGCGGACACAAAGAGGACGCCGGGGUCGUGUGCUCGGAGAGGAGAGCGGUCAGACUGACCGGAGGUUCGGACCGUUGCUCUGGAAAGGUGGAGGUCCACCGCAAUGGCAGCUGGGGAAACGUGUGCGACAACUGCUGGAACAAGCAGCUGGCCUCCAUGGUGUGCUCCAUGCUGGGCUGCGGUACCGAGCCGCUGAAGUUCUCCCAGUUUCUUCCUCCUCUCGUCUUCAACGACGGGCCGCAGUGGUUCUAUCAAUGCGAUCAGAACACGCAGAGUCUGUGGGAGUGCAAAGAGACGGUCAACUCGGCAAACCUGUGCGUGACCUCUAAGGCAUCCGGGGUCAUCUGCAACGGUUCCCUUGGGUUUCAUGCUGCCACCACACCAACUAUGACUAAUGUAGCCGUAGCAACCACGCUGACGACCGGAGCCCCCUCAUUGGUUCCCUCUGAAGGCUUACGGGCUUACGGGCUCCUCGGCACCGUCGCUCUGGCUCUUCUUCUCGUCGUGGUUCUCAUCACAAACUCUGUGAUCUGCUGCCAUUACAGACGACGACACGCCAUGUUGCUCCAGCAGACUCACGCCAGCCCACGACCGAGCGCCGAACAUCACAACAGCUACCAAUGCGCCGUCGACCUCGUCAAGGUCACCGCCAACCCAGUGCAGACGGAAGAAGUUCCCCCAAACACCAGGUAUAUUUGGACCCAGCUUAGUAGCGCUGAAAGCACGUCAAUAGAUACAGACUAUGAGCAGUAUGAGCAAAGCGAUGAGAAGCCUGUCCCUUUAUCAACCUUUCGGAAUUCUCGGCGGUACAGAGCAGACGUAAACCCUCUGACGAGCCUCGAAGGCCUCUGCGAGGAAUGUCCUGAACCCACGGAGGAGUUGAUGGCAGUUCCAGAGGCUCAAUAUACCACAGUGUCAAAGAGCUCCCGGGACUCAUUCAGUACCUCCAGCACCUCCUCUGGGGAAUGCUACGAAAACACUAAGAACUAUGUGAUGGUCCUCCCAGAUCCAGGGCUGGGCCAGUCGUCUGCUGUCUACGACGUCUUCAGCCCUGCAGAUCUCACUCCCAGCGAAGGUCCAGUGCACCCCGGGCAAACCACCAACCUGCAGAAUUCAGGUGACGAAGACGACGGCCCCAUCUACUCUCCCGUUAGCCCGGAUCAAGACUCCUCUUCUGAGGACGACUACGAUGACAUUGGCUCCUUGCAGUAACCACGGGAGGUACCCAGCAUGUUGGACUGUAAACGUGUACUGAAGAACCCGAUGAGAACCUGAACCUUGACCCCGAUCUGACUGAUUUGUGACCUGCAUUAUGAUAACCACUGUUUCCUGUUAUUUAAGUUACGAACCACGUGUGAUUGGAAACAUACUGCAGCCUUUUUUCACAAGCAAAAACUGUUUGAAAGCCCUUAAAUAGAUAAUUCAUGGAUGCUCAGACAUUUCACAGUGAGAUCCCAUCGACUGUUUGCGAAGGAAAACAUUUCUGUCCUGAAUCUAACCCCGGAGAAAAAAUGAGAAGCAAAUCUGGAUGUUUUGAAAAUGACGAUAUGUGAUUUGCGUUGAAAGGUGAGAGCGCUCUCUCUAAUGCGCCACAUCCGAGCAGUUCCUGCUUUCAGAUGCUUCGCUGUACAGAUAGAAUUUGACAAAAACAAAUUCAACAAAAUGUUCCCUUCGAAGGACAGACGACUACCAGAAGACUGAGAAGCUUUGCCACAUUUAACAGUGGUCUGAAUGUGUUGGCGACUGUAAUAGAUGUGUGUUUUUUAUUGGUAUUAUUUAACUAAUGUAUCUGCAGAGAGGUUUGUACUCGUAUGUGUCCAAUCAAUCAAUGUGCUAGUCUUUGCUUUGUAUAUUCCUGUGACGAUCAGUACGUACAAACUGCACAAAAGUAUGCGGACUUCAAAAUGACCUCAAAGUUAGAAGCACACUACUCUUUAAACAACAUAACUGUUGUUGCCGUAGUAAUGACAUUUCCCAACAGCAUGUAAGUGUCCUUGUACGUUUUAAUUGCAGCACAUCGCCACAAGGUGGCAGCAUGAGCCUGUGGAUAACCAAAGGAUCCGUAAACACCCUGAAACCACAAACAAACAUGUAAUCCGUCCAAUAUUUGCCCAAUAAACGUUGUCCGAGCCUUUCA
Gasterosteus aculeatus aculeatus (three-spined stickleback) is the source of this 4017-nucleotide messenger RNA. The record is from RefSeq and is a predicted model, not a curated record. Lineage: Eukaryota; Metazoa; Chordata; Actinopteri; Perciformes; Gasterosteidae.